GGUGGCGGCGGAGGGGCCGUGCGGUGGGUCCGUACUAUCCUUUCCCAGUCUCGGUUCGACGACUCCAUUUUCCUCGGUGGGGGUUCAGUGCACGGUGGGAGCGGCGGCCUUCAAGCAGUCUUCUUCAGGUAGGCUGUAAGGAGCUACAGCAAUGUCUGAUUUUGUGGAAAGUGAAGCUGAGGAAUCAGAAGAAGAAUACAAUGAUGAAGGAGAAGUGGUGCCCAGAGUCACCAAGAAGUUUGUGGAAGAGGAAGAUGAUGAUGAGGAGGAAGAGGAAGAGAACCUAGAUGAUCAAGAUGAGCAAGGCAAUCUGAAAGGAUUUAUCAAUGAUGAUGAUGAUGAAGAUGAAGGGGAGGAGGAGGGCAGUGAUUCUGGAGAUUCAGAAGAUGAUGUUGGCCACAAGAAGAGAAAACGCACCUCUUUUGAUGACCGCCUGGAGGAUGAUGAUUUUGACCUCAUCGAGGAGAAUUUGGGUGUCAAACUUAAACGAGGACAAAAGUACCGACGUGUCAAAAAGAUGUCAGAUGAUGAAGAUGAUGAUGAAGAGGAGUAUGGCAAGGAGGAACAUGAAAAAGAGGCUAUUGCAGAGGAAAUCUUCCAGGAUGGGGAAGGGGAAGAAGGACAGGAGGCUGUGGAGGCCCCCAUGGCUCCUCCAGAGGAAGAGGAGGAAGAUGAUGAAGAGUCAGAUAUUGACGACUUCAUCGUGGAUGAUGAUGGGCAGCCUCUGAAGAAACCUAAGUGGCGGAAAAAACUUCCUGGAUACACAGAUGCAGCCUUGCAAGAAGCCCAGGAGAUCUUUGGUGUGGACUUUGACUAUGAUGAAUUUGAGAAAUACAAUGAAUAUGAUGAAGAACUAGAAGAAGAGUAUGAAUAUGAGGAUGAUGAGGCUGAGGGUGAAAUCCGAGUGCGCCCAAAGAAAACCACUAAGAAGCGUGUAAGCCGCAGGAGCAUCUUUGAGAUGUAUGAGCCCAGUGAGCUGGAAAGCAGCCAUCUCACAGAUCAGGACAAUGAAAUCAGAGCCACUGACCUUCCUGAAAGGUUCCAGCUCCGUUCCAUCCCAGUCAAGGGGGCUGAAGAUGAUGAACUAGAAGAAGAAGCUGACUGGAUCUACAGAAAUGCCUUUGCCACACCAACCAUUUCUUUACAGGAAAGCUGUGAUUACCUAGACCGGGGACAACCAAGCAGCAGUUUCAGUCGUAAAGGGCCUAGCACCAUUCAGAAGAUCAAGGAGGCCCUAGGCUUCAUGCGAAAUCAGCAUUUUGAGGUGCCUUUUAUUGCCUUCUACCGAAAAGAGUAUGUGGAACCUGAAUUACACAUCAAUGACCUAUGGAGGGUAUGGCAGUGGGAUGAAAAGUGGACUCAGCUGAGGAUCCGCAAAGAGAACCUAACACGGUUAUUUGAGAAGAUGCAGGCUUAUCAGUAUGAGCAAAUAUCUGCUGAUCCUGACAAACCUUUGGCUGAUGGCAUCCGGGCCCUGGACACGACAGACAUGGAGAGGCUCAAGGAUGUACAGUCAAUGGAUGAGCUGAAAGACGUCUACAACCAUUUCCUGCUGUACUAUGGUCGGGACAUCCCCAAGAUGCAAAAUGCUGCAAAGGCUAGCCGCAAGAAGCUGAAGCGUGUAAGGGAGGAGGGAGAUGAAGAAGGGGAAGGUGAGGAAGCAGAAGAUGAGGAACAGAGGGGGCCAGAGCUCAAGCAAGCCUCCCGUCGAGACAUGUAUACCAUCUGCCAGAGCGCGGGGCUAGUAUGCCGCCUUUCGGCCUGUAGCCGAAAGCUCUACAACUGGCUGAGGGUAGCACCCUACCGACCAGAUCAGCAAGUAGAGGAAGAUGAUGACUUUAUGGAUGAGAACCAAGGGAAGGGCAUUCGAGUCCUAGGCAUUGCUUUCUCCUCUGCCAGAGAUCACCCUGUAUUCUGUGCCCUGGUCAAUGGAGAAGGAGAAGUGACAGACUUCCUCCGGCUGCCCCAUUUUACCAAACGGCGAACUGCAUGGAGAGAGGAAGAGCGAGAAAAGAACCCUCUCCUCUAGAUCCUGAAGCAAAACAACACUCGACUUGAGAGCCGAACACAGCUGGUCACCAUGUGCCACAUGGGUCCCAAAGUCUUCAUGAAUUGUGCUGGCUUCCUCAAGAUUGACACAGCCUCCCUGGGGGACAGCACUGAUUCAUACAUUGAGGUCCUUGAUGGUUCCCGUGUUCACCCUGAGACCUAUGAAUGGGCCAGGAAGAUGGCAGUAGAUGCCCUGGAAUAUGAUGAAUCUGCUGAGGAUGCUAAUCCUGCAGGAGCCCUUGAAGAAAUCUUGGAAAACCCAGAACGACUCAAGGAUUUAGAUCUUGAUGCCUUUGCCGAAGAACUAGAGAGGCAGGGCUAUGGUGACAAACACAUCACUCUUUAUGACAUCCGAGCAGAGCUGAGUUGUCGGUAUAAGGAUCUCCGGACAACCUACCGCUCUCCUAAUACAGAAGAAAUCUUCAAUAUGUUAACCAAAGAAACACCAGAGACUUUCUAUAUUGGAAAGCUCAUCAUCUGCAAUGUCACUGGCAUUGCUCACAGGCGUCCACAGGGUGAGAGCUAUGACCAAGCCAUCCGCAACGAUGAGACAGGGCUGUGGCAAUGCCCCUUCUGCCAACAGGACAAUUUUCCUGAACUAAGUGAGGUCUGGAACCACUUUGAUAGUGGUUCGUGCCCUGGCCAAGCUAUUGGUGUCAAAACACGGCUGGACAAUGGUGUUACUGGCUUCAUCCCUACUAAAUUCCUCAGUGACAAAGUGGUAAAGCGACCAGAGGAACGAGUGAAGGUGGGAAUGACUGUUCACUGCCGUAUCAUGAAGAUUGACAUUGAGAAGUUCAGUGCAGACCUGACCUGCCGCACCUCAGACCUCAUGGACAGGAACAAUGAGUGGAAACUGCCCAAGGACACCUACUAUGACUUUGAUGCGGAAGCAGCAGACCACAAGCAGGAAGAGGACAUGAAGCGGAAGCAGCAGCGGACUACAUACAUUAAACGAGUGAUUGCACAUCCAUCCUUCCACAACAUCAAUUUCAAACAAGCAGAAAAAAUGAUGGAGACUAUGGACCAGGGGGAUGUCAUUAUCCGACCAAGCAGCAAGGGUGAGAACCACCUGACGGUGACUUGGAAAGUCAGUGACGGCAUCUACCAGCAUGUGGAUGUGCGAGAAGAAGGCAAGGAAAAUGCCUUCAGCCUGGGAGCCACUCUGUGGAUCAACAGUGAGGAAUUUGAAGACUUAGAUGAAAUUGUUGCCCGCUAUGUUCAGCCCAUGGCAUCCUUUGCUCGAGACCUCCUGAAUCACAAGUAUUAUCAAGACUGCAGUGGUGGGGACCGCAAGAAAUUAGAGGAGCUGCUCAUCAAAACUAAGAAGGAGAAGCCCACCUUCAUCCCUUAUUUCAUCUGUGCCUGCAAGGAACUGCCUGGAAAGUUCCUUCUGGGAUACCAGCCCCGGGGUAAACCCAGGAUAGAAUAUGUAACAGUAACUCCUGAAGGAUUCAGGUACCGGGGCCAGAUCUUCCCAACUGUGAAUGGGCUCUUCAGGUGGUUUAAAGAUCACUACCAGGACCCUGUACCAGGCAUCACUCCUAGUAGCAGCAGUAGGACACGGACCCCUGCCUCUAUCAAUGCUACUCCGGCCAAUAUCAACCUUGCAGAUCUGACACGAGCUGUGAAUGCCUUGCCCCAGAAUAUGACAUCGCAGAUGUUCAGUGCCAUUGCUGCUGUGACAGGCCAGGGACAGAACCCUAAUGCUACCCCAGCCCAGUGGGCCUCCAGCCAGUACGGCUAUGGUGGCAGUGGAGGCGGCAGCAGUGCUUAUCAUGUGUUCCCAACGCCAGCCCAGCAGCCAGUGGCCACACCACUAAUGACUCCCAGCUACUCCUACACAACCCCAAGCCAGCCCAUCACCACACCUCAAUACCACCAGCUCCAGGCCAGCACUACCCCACAGUCCGCCCAGGCUCAGCCCCAGCCUUCAUCGAGCUCCCGGCAACGGCAGCAGCAGCCAAAGUCCAACAGCCACGCAGCCAUCGAUUGGGGGAAAAUGGCAGAGCAGUGGCUUCAGGAAAAGGAAGCAGAACGGCGGAAACAGAAGCAGCGGCUGACACCUCGACCCUCCCCCAGCCCCAUGAUCGAAAGCACCCCCAUGUCCAUUGCUGGCGAUGCGACCCCACUCCUGGAUGAGAUGGAUCGGUAGGGGCCCUGCUCCUUGGACUCUGGUCACCUCUGAGGCUGAGAGGCCUGGCCAUCCACUGCCUCACUCUCUGUCCCUCCUUUUUUGUCCAUAAAUUGGCUUGAAGUGAUGUUCUCUUUGGUGGUCAGCCUAGAUGGAUAGCCUUGUGAACUUGAGUUCAGUGUAUAUCAACAGCAAUUCUCUACUGACCACCUGUUUUGGGACCAGGCUGGGAGGGAAAAGUGGCAGGGAGGAAGAGGAAGAUAAGAACAAGCAUGGAGCCAUGUGUAUUCUACUCCCGAUAAGCCAUUUUGAGCUUCUGCCCUCACCUGACUGGCUAUCAUGGGGCAUCAAGCUCAACUCAUAUGUCCCCCAGACCUUGGGGGGGAAAGGGAUGCUAUUUAUUCAAUUUGGGGCAGGAGGGAGAGGAGGGAAAGUAUUUCUGGUCCUGAUACCAACAUCUUGGUGGCUGUCAAAGGAUUGUGGGGGACAUGAGGGAGCAGUGCUGGUCUGCCAGCCCCUGACUGGCCAUCCUUACCCACCUGCUGCUGCCAUGCUUCCUGCCUGUCAUUUGAAUAAACAGUGUUUCUACAGA
Messenger RNA from Dipodomys ordii (Ord's kangaroo rat), 4775 nucleotides. It is a transcript of the gene Supt6h, whose product is annotated as suppressor of Ty 6 homolog (S. cerevisiae). The record is from RefSeq and is a predicted model, not a curated record. Gene Ontology annotation, cellular component: transcription elongation factor complex. NCBI's taxonomy places the organism in Eukaryota, Metazoa, Chordata, Mammalia, Rodentia, Heteromyidae. Gene Ontology annotation, molecular function: histone binding; DNA binding; nucleosome binding. The transcript is spliced from 30 exons. Gene Ontology annotation, biological process: transcription elongation-coupled chromatin remodeling; positive regulation of transcription elongation by RNA polymerase II; nucleosome organization.